AUGCGAUUUACAAAAUGGAAUUUUGUGAUGUUAGUUCUUGGUAAUCUAAUCUAUAUGGCUGAUUUAAUAGUGGAUAUCUGGGUGUCUGUAAAUUUUUUCUAUGAAGGACAGCAUAUUUUUGGUAUUUUAGCAGUGAGCUUUGUGCUCAUUGCAGCAGGGGUGGUCCAGUGUUUUAGUUUUAUGUGGUACAAGGAAGAUUUUCAGAAAACAGGUCAGAAAAGGCUGAGUUGUAGUCUUCUAAUUCAUUGCUUUCAGGGAGGAAUUUUUACAAGGUAUUGGUUUGCUUUGAGAAAGGGAUACUGUUCGGCUUUCCAAUGCGGCAGCUCAGAUGACCCCUCUAGUGUGCCUACCUUGAGACAAGACCCCACAAACUUCUCCACUCCCAGUAGAGAAGAACCAACUGACUUACACCAAAAAGUAAUAAAUGAAGCGGCUGACUUGAGUAUGCUCAGGCUAUUUGAAACAUACCUGGAGGCCUCCCCACAGCUCAUGAUUCAGCUCUAUGUCCUGAUGGAAUUUGGUCCAGCUGGCUUCACUCAGGUUGCUGCUAUUGUGAUCUCUUGCUGUUCUAUUUCCUGGUCAACCGUUGAUUAUCACAUCACCCUAAGAAAAUCUUUACCUGAUAAAAAACUCCUCAGUGGAGCACGCCCCAGAUUAAUGUACCUCCUCUAUAAGCUAUUAACAUUUGUAUCUUGGGUACUCAGUGUCUCUCUUUUAACUGUGCUAAAUGUUAAUUUGGGCUUAAUUCUGCUAUUUAUCUUUUGGUUGUCAGGCAUAACAUGGGCUUGUAAACAGCAAACUACAUUUUGUACCUCCAAAGGUAUGGAAAUUUUAUAUAGAGUAGUUGUUGGAUUCAUUCUGAUUUUUACUUUUUUUAACGUUAAAGGAGAAAAUACAAAAUUCCCUAUGUCUGCUUAUUAUAUCAUGAGGCUGCUGGUCACAUUGGGGAUCUUGGCUGUGUUUUGGUUCUGCACGCCACCUGAUGAACAUCAAGACUUCUUCAGAGCUGUCACCCUCAUCAUAGUUGGGGCUCUUCUACUUGGAAUUCUUUUUCUUAUUGUUUAUUACACUUCAUUUCACCCCAACAGAAGUGAAGAAAAGAAAAUAUUUGAUGAAUUAGAUGGAAGGACACCUCCAAGAGCCUGUAGAAUAAGACAUUUCCUAAUGCAGUGAUUAUAUUCAGUUAUCCAUUUCUGGGAUGUGUUUGAAUAGUUUGUAUUUCAGGGUUUUCAGGAGUUCCCAGGGAGAGGAAUUAACCAUGCUUUGUUUCACUUUGAAAGUUAUGAGGAAGUAAUAGUAAUGUCCUAGUAUAAACAGUACUUAGGAGGGGCUUAUCACCAGGAAGUAUGAAACAACUUAAUUGUCUAUCCAAGGCCUAGUCAUCAUCAGGUACCUACUGCUUGGUCAACCCUGUUGGUCUUAUCCUGGAAGGACUUUCCAACAGAAGUGUUUACAGAAACUGGCACAUUAUCUUUAGAAUUGUUUACUAUAAGAAUUUGCAUUUCAUAGUAAAUGAAGCUAAUAAAUG
Molecule: messenger RNA, 1528 nt
Organism: Vombatus ursinus (common wombat)
Lineage: Eukaryota; Metazoa; Chordata; Mammalia; Diprotodontia; Vombatidae
Product: XK-related protein 9-like
Exons: 3
Coding region: 1-1173 (390 amino acids)
Biological process (GO): apoptotic process involved in development; phosphatidylserine exposure on apoptotic cell surface; engulfment of apoptotic cell
Cellular component (GO): plasma membrane
Source: RefSeq, a predicted model, not a curated record